This is a messenger RNA of Oncorhynchus mykiss (rainbow trout), 5005 nucleotides long. RefSeq names its product ankyrin repeat and BTB domain containing 1 (gene abtb1). Gene Ontology annotation, molecular function: protein binding. The record is from RefSeq and is a predicted model, not a curated record. Gene Ontology annotation, cellular component: ubiquitin ligase complex; cytoplasm. NCBI's taxonomy places the organism in Eukaryota, Metazoa, Chordata, Actinopteri, Salmoniformes, Salmonidae.
GACUACAAGCAUGAUCGGAAUAUCUAUUGGGGAAGCAGUUUCUGCCUGUCUUUGAUAAAAUGCUGUCGCAUGGGUGGAAUAAGUUACCCUAACCAGAAGGCUCGUUCGAGGGGAGCACUUUUGUCAAGUCGGUGACGCCUUUCAAAGUGUGUUGCAUUAUGCUUAGAAACAUUGUCCAACUUGCGACUACAUGAUCUUUACAAAAAUCAUGUGACCAAAGGUCCUGCACUUUUUGAUGAAGUCGCCUUACAGUCGCUGCACUUCUCACCAACUGCACCAUGCAGCCAUCACCUGCAUUGUGGGAGGCAGUAUUUGCCAACUAAUCAUUAGGGUGUCAGGAAUCACCUUUGAUGCAAUUCUAAAGCUACAAACGAAAGCGAUAUUUGAGACCUCUCUAACCAAUUAAUUGUACACACAUUAUGUUUUCAGUUUGUGAGUGUGUGACAUGGGGAUAUAGAACAGUUUGAGACAUUUAUACAGAAAAACGUUUAUAGGCAAUUGCAGCUAUGUUGAUCUGAGCCUUAUUGUUGGAAAACCAUUACCAUGUACGACUUUCGUACACUGAUACACCACCCCGACUUCACUAGCCACAUUGUAUCUACAGUCGGCUUCAUUAGGCUUACUGCUUGAACACACCCAGAUACUUUUUCAUCGCCCCAAUAGUUAGAGUAAGGACAGUGGAGGCUGCUGGGGGGAGGACGGCUCAUAAUAAUGGCCGGAACGGGGCAAAUGUAAUUGCAUUAUACCAUUCUGCUCCAGCCAUUACCACAAGCCAGUCCUGCUCAAUUAAGGUGCAACAACAUCAUAUGGGUAUCUUGUUGAACAGAGAGACGUGGACCUCAAUGUAAGAGACAAAUGGGACAGCACCCCGUUGUACUAUUCUUGCCUCUGUGGCCAUGAGGAGCUCGUCCAGUACCUGUUGGCUAAUGGAGCAAAGUGUGAAGCCAACACAUUUGAUGGAGAGCGAUGCAUGUAUGGGUCUCUGAGUGACUCCAUCCGACGUCUCCUAAAAGAGUACAAGUGCAUCACAGCCCAAGCCAUGCAGAGGGACUAUUAUGACCACUUCCUUCUCACGUUACUGGAGCAGGGCCAGUAUAGUGACGUCAAGUUCCUGGUUCACGGUGAGACAUUUCAGGCUCACCGCUGUGUGCUGAGCGCUCGCUCAGAGUACUUCACAGCCAUGUUUGAAACCAAAUGGAAAGGAAAGAACUUGAUCCCCCUCAAACACCCUUUGAUCAACCCAGCAGCCUUUGGUGCCAUCCUGCAGUAUUUUUACACUGGUCGUAUGGACAUUGAUGUGAGCCACGUGGAGGACUGCAAGCGGCUGGCCAAACAGUGCAAAAUGGGCGACCUUAUUGAUGAGUUGGAGAGCAAGUGUAAACAGGUGUAUGAGUUUGUCUCCAAUAAACCAGGGACCUGUGUAAAGGUUCUGACCCUGGAGCCUCACAGCUGUCAGCAUCAGGAGGAGAUGGCUCAACUGGCAGACUGCGCCCUCCCUGCUGAGCUAAAAGUGGGAUUUGGCGAGCUUCCAUUUGACAGAACUGACAACUUCCCUAGCUACCCUGACAUUUGCUUCAGGGUUGAAGGUUAUGACUUCCUGUGUCAUAAGGCGUUUUUCUGUGGACGCAGUGACUAUUUUAAGGCGCUGCUGCAGGACCACUUCAGUGAGGGAGAGAUGAUGCAGUCCCAGCCCAGCACCCCAGUCCUCACCAUCCACAACAUCUCCCACGAGAUCUUUAUCCGUCUCCUCUAUUACGUCUACAGCGACGACACGGAGCUGUCCCCAGAGAAUGUGUUUGAUGUGCUGUGUGUGGCUGAUAUGUACCUGCUCCCCGGGCUGAAGCGUCUGUGUGGUAAGACGCUGGCCAAGAUGCUGUGUGAGGAUAACGUGUUGCACAUGUGGAAGACAUCCAAGCUCUUCAGACUGUCUCGUCUGGAGGACCAGUGCACGGAGUACAUGGCUAAGAUCAUAGAGAGGCUGGUAGAGAAGCCUGAGUUUGCUGACAUGAUCAAGGAGGAUGCUGGGGCGGUGGAGGACCGACACGAGACUGACUCCAUCCCUCUGGUGGACGACAUCCGCUUCCACAUCACCAGCAACGUUCAGACCUUCAGUGCCAUUGAGGAGGCCAACGUGAAGCUGGACGCCCUGGAUCAGCUGCUCUCCACCAUCGGUCUGGAAUGCUAAUGAGAAGGUGUGGUGGUGUGUUAGGGCUAGUACUGGCUAAGCUAGCUGCUAGCCAGCUGCUGGCAAGAAGGACUUGUAUUGGACUGUUGAAGGGUAUUGGGGGAGACAUUAAAUAGCUUUCACAUUAUACACACAAAAAUAGUGUUUAUUUCACCAGCAAUGGCUUCAAAUAGUUUAAAUGCUUCUGGGCCAGACCAGGUGGUGGGCAAAGCACCUUUUUGCGAAUAAUGUGAAAGCUGAUAAUGCAACAAUUUGUGUAUUGGGUACAUUCUAGUAUUGACCUGGAAUGUCAAAGACCGAAGUAUGUAGGGACUGGAGGCGUCAAGUUGCUAUUGAGUAUCUAGACAAGGAUAGGGUUGCUGAAGAAGUUGAGGAUGAUGUUGCAUUGGAAUGAAUGAAACACACAGAUACAGAAGCCCAUGUGAUGAGGAUGAAGAGUGAGGAAUGGAGUGUGGACUCUGAUUGUAAUAUAUAUACUUUCGUUUGCGGUUUUAUUUUGAAGUAAUGUAUUUUUCUUGGAACAAAACAGUUGGGGAAUGACAAGUCAUCUGACCACAAACAUAGUAGACCCAAUAUCACAGAAGAUAUUACAGUAUGUCGGCUUAGAAAUGUAGCUAUUAAAGAACCUUCGCAUUUGUGUGAAAAAUACCCAAUUAUGAAACUCUCUGUUUUUAAACAAAGAGACUCAGAGAAAGAGCAAAUAUUUUACUUGUGUGAUGAAUUAGAAUAGAAUAGAAUUCUGAAUGACAGCAAAUGUUUCCCCUAACAUGGACAUCACUCUUAUUUUUACUUUCACAUUUUCCUGACUGGUAUGAAUUUGUUAAACUAUGUUUUAGCGGCUUGCUUUUCUUAAGAGGCAAGACAUUUUGAUUAUUUUUCACCUUGCGCUAGUAUAUUGUAGGCCUAAAUGCAUGCUGAUUACUCUUGUUGUGUAUGCAUGAUUUAUCUUUAUAGAAUGUAGCUUUUUAUUUAGGUGUUAGGAGAGAGGAAACCAUAGCUAGUUACAUGGCUAUGUUAAAUAUUGUUUAAAUCCAAAAAAGAACGAAAAGAAAUUCAGCCUCAUAUGUCGCAUAUGACAGACAAUGAAUUGAAACGUUUUACUGUUAAUCAUGAGUAAAGUAAAGAAUUUGUUUUUCUGAUUUAGUUCUGAAAAAAUGAUGACUGGAGUCAAGUAAAGACCCAAUAAGAGAUAAUUUACAAAAUGUAAGUGUUUUUUAUUUUUAGUUGCCAAUAAUUUAGAGAACUUAUGACACAACUUGUAAUCUACUCGAUUUGAUAACUAGGUAUUGAAUCCUGUCAGUCACAUUCAUGCAGCAAAUGCAUUUAGCCUCAAUUUGCAUGCAGUGUGGGGAAACCACGGUAAGAAGGAAAUGAGUAUUUUCACAUACAGCAGUCACAAUGAUCCUAAUUUCCUUAAAGCAUACUUGCAUGUACAUGGACAAGCAGACAGACAACUAACCACAAGCUAUUCAGUGCAAUUUUGAUGUAUUUAUUUUGAACUCAAUCCAAGUCCCAAUAUCUCUUAUUUUUAACUAUGACAUUCCACUGCUAUGCAUAUAUCACUUUCAAAAUACAAAUGUAUUUUUUCAUUGUCAACUUUACCACAUAUACUACUGGAUAAGCAUAGGAUUGUGCUGUAAAUAACAGUAACACCUGUACAUGCUGAACAGACAAAUACAUGUUAUUUGUUUGUGAAGCUUGUGUGAUUUAAGUUUCUUAUGCGGGCUGUUCUUUAAGAGGAUAACACACGCUAUAGUUAGUAAUGAUUUCCCAUUAUAUGCACAAAGUAGGAUCAAUCAUUUAGCCAGUCCGCUUUGAUAAAUAUGUAAGGGAUAAUCAACGAGAGGCUGUGCCUUCUCUGGAAAAGAAUGAACAAAGUGGAAGGUGUGCAGCUGAGUUGCAUUAUUUUCCAGAGAACGCAUAGAGCCCCGAGUUGAUUAUCCAUUUUAUAUCAUGGCUAUAAUUUAGCACAUUUACCGCUAGAAAUGUGUUCAACAUCCACUUAGAUAGCUAUGCAGUUUACUAGCUAGUGACGGUAGUUGCCUUCGUAACCAAACAAACGUGCUAGUUUAACCAAACCAUCAAUCGUAGUUUGCUAUUAUGAAAGUCGAAUUCUACAAUGCCAAUGAUGUUUUCAAUUCGAAUUUUGCUUUCAAAAGCAGCUCAAACAUAGCACAUGUAAGAAUGAACUAUAGCCAUUGAAUUAUACCGUGCAAAUAUACCAUGCGUUAUAGGGAAAUAAUGCAUGUUCUAGAAUGCCCUUCAAGUUAAUCCAAAACAAGUAUUCAACAAUGCCAUGGUAUAAUUAACCAAUAAAGCCUGAGGGGGUGUGGUGUGUGACCAAUAUACCACGGUUUAGGGCUGUUCUUAAGCAUGAUGCAACAAGGAGUGCUUGGAUACAGCCUUUAGCUGUGGUAUAUUGGCCAUAUACCACAAAUCCCUGGGUUGACUUGUUGCUAUUAUAAACUGCUUAUAAAUGUAAUUAGAACAGUGAAAAUAAAUGUUUUGUCAUACCAGUGGUUUACGGUCUGAUACCACGGCUUUCAGCCAAUCAGCAUUCACAGCUCGAACCACCCGGGUUUACAAUUGGAUAUAACUUGUUUUCUCUGGAUGUUGAAGUGAUUGUGUGUGGUAGUAGGAUGGUCCAUGACAGAGCUUACAAUUUGAUUUUUUUACUCCUGUAUUUAGCUUAUAUUUGAAACAGAAAUGUUUUACCAUUGUCACAUUGUUAGCAAAAUUGACUCCAUACUUUUUAUUUUAAGUGAAAUAAUAUAUUAUGUACCAUGCUGUCAGUACAAUAAAAAGUGAAGAAAAAAUGCA